Messenger RNA from Portunus trituberculatus (swimming crab), 1693 nucleotides. RefSeq names its product zinc finger protein 248-like. NCBI's taxonomy places the organism in Eukaryota, Metazoa, Arthropoda, Malacostraca, Decapoda, Portunidae. Gene Ontology annotation, molecular function: DNA-binding transcription factor activity, RNA polymerase II-specific; RNA polymerase II cis-regulatory region sequence-specific DNA binding. Bases 505 to 1335 code for a protein of 276 amino acids. Gene Ontology annotation, biological process: regulation of transcription by RNA polymerase II. The transcript is spliced from 3 exons. The record is from RefSeq and is a predicted model, not a curated record.
AAUGCGUGACAGUCCCUCUAAUGUUUCCAAGCAAGGAAUAUUCAUACAAGAAUCCUUGUUGGUUCCAAGCGUGCACUGGCGGUGCUGGGCUUGGCUGUUCCUCACCGCUGGCAGUGGUGGACAGUGGUGUGAACAGUAUACACCUGUGUCCUGCUGCUGUCCACCCCCACCCUUCACCUGUGUCUUCCUCAACAAGUGUGCACAAGACGAGUGUCAGUCCUGUAGCCUAGCUGUGAUUGCCGCGUCACCAGCAGCAGGUGGUCAGCGGCACGUCAGCCAAGGGCCCAAGGUCAUCAUCGCAGCCCUCCACAGGAGAAGCGGCAGCACUCACUGACUCACUCACCGAGGAGUCUCACGGGAACACUGCCAGUGAGUGUUUACUGUUAUUACUGUCACUGUUGUGUGGAUCAAACUCAUUUGUCUCGUGAGAGAGAGAGAGAGAGAAGAGUGGGGAGGUGGAACAGCGGUGGGAUAUGGAGAGAACUUCCCAAAGCUGUUGUUGUGAUGGUGGCCAUCCUGAUCCUGCUGUUGCUGCCAGCACCUAACCUAACCAAACAAGAAGUGUGGUGUAGACCAGCCCAGCCCUGCCAGCAUCCAAGCCGCUGCUGUCACCACUGCUGCUGCUGCUGCCACCACCACCGCCACCACCACCACCACCACCAACAGCUGCCUGGCUCUCUGCCUUCCCCGAGGCUCCCUACCGGACUGGCUACAGCAUGUGCUGGUGACAGUGGUGUGGGGCUCGUGGAAGUUGUGAGGCCAGGUAGCAGCAUGGGUGGCCAGUGGCAGCAGCAGUCAGCCUCAGGUGUGGGGAGGCACAGGCGUGGUGGCAAGGAUCACCAGGAGACAGGCAGCUCUGGCCACACAGGACAGAGCAGGUUUGAGUGCCAGCAGUGUGACAAAAUGUUUACCACCAAGCAAAGCCUCACCAGACACACCCUAGCACACAGUGGUGUUAGGAAUUAUGAGUGUGGUGACUGUGGGAAGAAAUUUACCCAAAAAUCUAACCUCACCACACACAGCCUGACACACAGUGGUGUUAGGAAUUAUGCGUGCGGUGAGUGUGGGAAGAAAUUUACCCAAAAGUCUUCCCUCAACACACACAGCCUGACACACAGUGGUGUUAGGAAUUAUGAGUGUGGUGAGUGUGGGAAAAAAUUUACCCACAAGUCUUCCCUCAACAUACACAGCCUGACACACAGUGGUGUUAGGAAUUAUGAGUGUGGUGAGUGUGGAAAGAAAUUUACCCACAAAUCUUCCCUCACCUCACACAGCCUGACACACAGUGGUGUUAGGAAUUAUGAGUGUGAUGAGUGUGGGAAGAAAUUUGCCUAAAGUCUCACCUCACCACACACAGCCUGACACACAGUGGUGUUAGGAAUUAUGAGUGUGGUGAGUGUGGCAGAAGGUUUGGAACCAUUUCUCGCCUCAAUCAACACACCUUCAGACACACUGGGUUGAGGGAGUUCAAGUGUGAUGAAUGUGGCAAGUGUUUCAAGGCAAAGCGUGAUAUUGCCAGACAUGUGAAGGUCCACUUUUGAGGUGGUGUGUUGUGUGGGUGGGUGGGGCCACAGCCGUGCCUGUGGUGGCGGCUGUGUCUGUGUGUGCUGUGAGGGAGUGACGGCCGCAGCAGUUGUUUUGUUGGCGGCGCAGGUGUGCCUUUCAAUAAAUGUGUGUGUGUGUGACAUGGUGA